UGUGGGAGAAGGGAGGGACCAGAGGAGAGCGAGAGAGGGCUCGCGAUCCAGUUCGCCGACUAAGCAGAAGAAAGAUCAAAAAACUGAGAAGAGGGGACGAGCAAAUAGGCGCUUUCAAGAACAAUCGCCUCAUCUCCAAGUGGACAGCGCUCUAGGAAUCCAAAUUCAGUGCCUCCCGAAGACAAAGGCGCCCGAGGGAGUGGCGGCGCGACCCCAGGGCUUGGGCCCCGCCGCGGAGCCUGCACGGCCCCGCUGCCCGGACGGUCGCGGACCAUGUCUCCCUCCCCACUGCCCGCCAGCAGUCUGCUGCUCCCCCUGCUCGCGCUUGCCACCGCGCUCUCCUCCCUCAGCUCGGCCCAAAGCAGCUUCAGCCCCGAAGCCUGGCUGCAACAGUAUGGCUACCUGCCCCCUGGGGACCUGCGUACCCACACACAGCGCUCUCCCCAGUCACUCUCAGCUGCCAUCACUGCCAUGCAGAGGUUCUAUGGUCUGCGAGUGACAGGCAAGGCUGAUGCAGACACCAUGAAGGCCAUGAAGCGCCCCCGCUGUGGUGUUCCAGACAAGUUUGGGGCAGAGAUCAAGGCCAACGUGCGAAGGAAGCGCUAUGCCAUCCAGGGCCUCAAAUGGCAACAUAAUGAGAUUACUUUCUGCAUCCAGAAUUACACCCCCAAGGUAGGCGAGUAUGCCACAUUCGAGGCCAUCCGCAAGGCUUUCCGUGUGUGGGAGAGCGCCACACCACUGCAUUUCCGAGAGGUACCCUAUGCCUACAUCCGUGAGGGCCACGAGAAGCAGGCUGACAUCAUGAUCUUCUUUGCUGAGGGCUUCCAUGGAGACAGCACGCCCUUUGAUGGCGAGGGUGGCUUCCUCGCGCAUGCCUAUUUCCCAGGUCCCAACAUCGGAGGGGACACCCACUUUGACUCUGCCGAGCCCUGGACUGUCCGAAAUGAGGAUCUGAAUGGAAACGACAUCUUUCUGGUGGCUGUGCACGAGCUGGGCCAUGCUCUAGGCCUUGAGCAUUCCAAUGAUCCCUCAGCCAUCAUGGCACCCUUUUACCAGUGGAUGGACACAGAGAACUUUGUGCUGCCCGAUGAUGACCGCCGGGGCAUCCAGCAACUUUAUGGGAGUGAGUCAGGGUCCCCCACCAAGAUGCCCCCUCAACCCAGGACCACCUCCAGGCCCUCUGUCCCUGAUAAGCCCAAAAACCCCACCUAUGGGCCCAACAUCUGUGACGGAAACUUUGACACUGUGGCCGUGCUCCGAGGGGAGAUGUUUGUCUUCAAGGAUCGCUGGUUCUGGCGGGUGAGGAAUAACCAAGUGAUGGAUGGGUACCCAAUGCCCAUCGGCCAGUUCUGGCGGGGCCUGCCCCCAUUCAUCAACACUGCCUACGAGAGGAAGGAUGGCAAGUUUGUCUUCUUCAAAGGAGACAAGCACUGGGUGUUUGAUGAAGCUUCCCUGGAGCCUGGCUACCCCAAGCACAUUAAGGAGCUGGGCCGAGGACUGCCUACUGACAAGAUUGAUGCUGCUCUCUUCUGGAUGCCCAAUGGAAAGACCUACUUCUUCCGGGGAAACAAGUACUACCGUUUCAACGAGGAGCUCAGGGUAGUGGACAGCGAGUACCCCAAAAACAUCAAGGUCUGGGAAGGAAUCCCUGAGUCUCCCAGAGGGUCAUUCAUGGGCAGCGAUGAAGUGUUCACGUACUUUUACAAGGGGAACAAAUACUGGAAAUUCAACAACCAGAAGCUGAAGGUAGAACCGGGCUACCCCAAGUCAGCCUUGCGGGACUGGAUGGGCUGCCCGUCAGGGGGCCGGCCAGAUGAGGGGACUGAGGAGGAGACGGAGGUGAUCAUCAUCGAGGUGGAUGAGGAGGGCAGCGGGGCAGUGAGUGCAGCCGCUGUGGUGCUGCCUGUGCUGCUGCUGCUUCUGGUGCUGGCAGUGGGCCUCGCGGUCUUCUUCUUCAGACGCCAUGGGACCCCCAAGCGACUGCUCUAUUGCCAGCGGUCCCUGCUGGACAAGGUCUGACCCCCACCGCCGCCUGCCCACUCCUACCACGUGGACUUUGCCUCUGAAGGCCAGUGGCAGCAGAUGGUGGUGGGUGGGCUGCUCCCACCUGCCCUGAGCCCCCUCCCCACCCCCGCCUCCCUUCUCUGUCCCCUGAUUGGCCCCGCCCACCCUCAACCCUGGCAUUGCUUCUUUCCUAGAUGGGUCCCCUGGGGGCUGAGCAGGGGCUACCCCUUCCAGUCCCUGCCCCUCAGGGUCCCCUGUAGCUUGGUGUGUGUCCAGCCCCAUCUGAAUGUCUUGGCUCUGCACUUGAAGGCAGGACCCUCAGACCUCGCUGGUAAAGGUCAAAUGGGGUCAUCUGCUCUUUUUCCAUUCCCUGACAUACCUUUAACCUCUGAACUCUGACCUCAGGAGGCUCUGGGCACUCCAGCCCCCACAAGCCCCCAGGUGUACCCAAUUGGAAGCCUCCCACCACUCUUUCUGGCUAAAAGGAAUUUAACCGUGUGGGGGGAGACCCUGAGAGAGUGUGAGGGGGUGGGGGCUGUAUAGCCACCCUAGGACCUUGGGAGGAAAGCUCAGAGAGGGUCAGUCCUCUUCACAAAGAUCUGCCUCUGCCCUACCUGCCCCCAAGAACUUCAUGGAAGGAGCCUGAGCCAUUAAGGAGUAAACUGAGGCCGCAGACAGCCCUUGACAGCCCUACCUUCCCAAAUAUUAGCCUUGGGUGGGAAAGUCAAGAUUGGAAGAGCAGAGACCAGGGGGUGCAGCUACCAAUGACAUGGGAUGGGGCAAAUGGGGAGAGAUUCCAUCCAGAGCCCUGGGGGUGAGCCUGAAGGCCACUGAGAAAGAACCUUGCUCAAAAGCAGGCAGCUGGGGUUGAGCAGUCAGAGAAAACAGACAGGAUGGGACCAAAA
Messenger RNA from Hipposideros armiger (great roundleaf bat), 2909 nucleotides. It is a transcript of the gene MMP14, whose product is annotated as matrix metallopeptidase 14. NCBI's taxonomy places the organism in Eukaryota, Metazoa, Chordata, Mammalia, Chiroptera, Hipposideridae. The transcript has 10 exons. The record is from RefSeq and is a predicted model, not a curated record. Gene Ontology annotation, biological process: zymogen activation; collagen catabolic process; skeletal system development. Gene Ontology annotation, molecular function: zinc ion binding; metalloendopeptidase activity. Bases 274 to 2019 code for a protein of 581 amino acids. Gene Ontology annotation, cellular component: plasma membrane; extracellular matrix.